This is a messenger RNA of Aricia agestis (brown argus), 4254 nucleotides long. RefSeq lists its product as uncharacterized. The record is from RefSeq and is a predicted model, not a curated record. The transcript has 12 exons. NCBI's taxonomy places the organism in Eukaryota, Metazoa, Arthropoda, Insecta, Lepidoptera, Lycaenidae. The coding region runs from base 166 to 4212 and encodes 1348 amino acids.
UUUACCGAGCGGUAGAGUUCAAAUCGCUAUAUUUAAUAUAUUUCCCUUGAUUAUACAUUUUCAGUUUAUCGAGUGAAGUUUUGCGCGUGCGACCGAAAUAGCCCGGGCCGCAAGCUGUAACAUUCAGUUGCGCGGAUGAUGGCGCCGUGAGAGUCGCUCGCGGCCAUGGUGUGCCACAGAUGGACGUUAGUUGUAAUAUUAUUAUGUAUUCCCCUCCUAGUGACAGUGAUAAGUGCAUUCCGUGUGCGGCUGCCAGGAUAUUCCCACGACGGUAAAGCGGAUUUGAAAAAACACAAAUGUGAAAAUUGUGAAGUGAAUGAACCUAACCUUGACCAAAUUGUAAACAUUAAAAGGCCAGAUAUCGUGAAACAUUCUAGCGAAAAUGUGAAGAGGCUUCUCUCUAGCGAUACGAAAGCCAAGAAAACUCCCGCCGCCGAUAAACAUGUAACAAGUGACACAAAACUAGGCCUUAAAAGUAAACAAGAAGUAUCAAACGAUAAAAAUACGAAUAUAAAAAAACCAGUGUUUGUGUUUGAUUUUGGUGAUGAUGAUUCCGAAGAUAUAGACGACGACGAUGGUGAUGAACUGGAUGAUGGUGCAGAAAAAGCAAUUUUGAAGUCCUCUGACUUAAAAUCAGAUUAUAUUGCAAAAUUAAAAUCAUCUCACGAACAUUUAAAUAAAAUUAUUAUUGAGAAAAAGCAAAAAGAAGAUGACGAGAAUGAUGUUGACGAAGCUAGUGUAGAAGAAGAUGACAAUAACGAUAAUGAUGACGACGAAGACGAUGAUGACGACGACGAUGAUGAUGAUGAUAAUGAUGAUGAAAAUGAUAGCAAGAGCAGUUUAAAAAGAGACGCGCUUGGUGAUGAUGACGAUGAUGAUGGUAACGACAAUGACGACGAUGAUGAUGAAGACGACGAUGAAGAUGAUGACGAUGAUGACGACGAUGAUGAUGAAGAUGAUGAAGAUGAGGACGAAAAGGAAGAAAGUAGUUAUGAGCGGAUGAUAAAACUAAUCAAGAAAAGAACUAGCGAAGCUGUAAAAGGUCGUUCGAGUGAAGAUUUAAGUGAUGAAAAUUCAAAAACUAAUAAUGAAAUUGAAAAACUUAAGCUCCUAAUACACACAAGUGAAGCUGAUUUACCAGAAAAAUCCCAUUCAAAGGAAAAAACCGACAAAAAGGACACAAAAACAUUAGAUUCUAAAAAGUCAAAAGUAUUAUUAGAAGAAAAACAACACAAAACUGAAAAAGAAAAAAAGAAACCGAUGGAAAAGUCUAAGCCAGAGACUUUAAUAGACCAGAAAAGCAAGGUAAAGGAAAGUAUUGAUCCGAAAAAAGAUAAGCCUACCACAUUACAGGAAAAGUUAAAGCCGUCAAAAAAAGAUGACGAGAAAACACUCAUCAAUGAUAAACAAGUUAAAAAGGGUGAUAAUAAAAAAGCAGAAGAAGUGAAAUUACCAAAAAAAGAAGAUAAAGUUAAACUUACAAGUAAUAUUGAAAAGUCUACUAAAGAAACUUUGGAAAAAAGCAAAGACAAGAAACCGGAGGGUGAUGAUAAAGCAAAAGUUAUUCAGAAAGAACUCAAAAUCGAACCGAAAGAAAAACCACUUCUUAUUCCAAAAACUUCAGCAGAAAAAUCAAGUGGAAACGAACGGAAACGUAGAGAUUCGCAGGAAUCUAUAAGUAAUAUAGAGAAGCUUUUGAAGAAACGUGAAACAAAAGAAAGAGAUGAAGUUAAAAAAAACGAGAAGAAGAGUGAUAUCCAAUUCAUGACCGACGCUCUAAGAAGAAGGAAUUUGCUGCAGAGUGAAUUCGAGGAUAUGUACGCGUUUUUACCAUCAUUCGCACCAAAUUUCUCCCGAAUACACAACGCCGAAUGUCGACGCCACGGCCAAAUAUUGCUGAGACAACUACGAGGCACCAAACUAUGGGCAUUAAAUAUGUUGGAUGCGACGGCGAAAAUACCCUCGGGGCUGUUACAAGGCAACGGCAUACAGUUGGGCGACUUCGACCAGUGCCUCGGCACCCGGGCCAGGGUACAGCUCGACACGGGCAGCGUGGUCAAACUCCAGGGGAAGUACUGUCUGGCCAUGCUGGACGUUAAAGCGAACGUGCCAGAGCUGGAGGUACCCGUGUAUUUGGCGCAGGGAAAACAUCUCUUCAAGAGCAGACUGGACGAUCCAGGUCACUUCGUACCAAGAUUUUCUACGCUGAGCUGGGGCGUCUGCGUACCCUCGCCCUGCGAGCCCCAGGAUGUGGAGCUGAUGCUGCGGGAUGCUGUCAAGCAUUACCAGAAGAAGCUGGGCGUGACGAUACGGAUCAAGGUGGAAGAACACGACUGCCAUGUGAAGCAAGGCGACUGGGAGGAUUGGCUGGAACUACCCACUAUAUUUACUUUAUCAUACUAUUUGGUGGUUGUGCUGAUAGUAAUAGUAGCAACAGUACAGGAGUACUUAGCCAGGCACAGUUCAGAGAGUUCAGAGGAGGAAGAAAAGGAUGGGGAAAAAGAACCAGAAGAGAGUGAAAGCAAGGAGAGUACGGAUGGUUUCUUCGCAGCCUUCUCCCUGUACAGCUCCAUCAACAAGCUGAUAGCUCCGGCCAACGAGAGCGAGAUCGCCUGCAUCCACGGCCUGCGGGCUAUCGCGACGGUAGCCCUGCUGGUCGCACACAAGUUCCUGCCUGUCGCCGUCACACCUUACAACAAUAGGUUGAAGAUCAGCGAGAUAGUGUCAUCACCACUUCUGUCCUGGUGCCGCGCUGGCUGGAUCUUCACCGACUGCUUCCUGCUGCUCAGCGGGGCCCUCGCCUCGUAUAGAACGUCCAAGGAUGACAGCGUCAUCGCCAAAGUGCUGUCAAAGUAUUUGAGGUUAACCCCCGCGCUGCUAGCCGUGGUCCUGUUCUACGCGUACGUGUGGGACAACAUCUCCGUAGGGCCAAUGUGGGGCACUCUGGUGACCAGGAACGCGGAGAUCUGCCAGGAGAGCUGGUGGUGGAACAUCCUGUAUGCGCAGAACUACCUCGCCUUCCAGGAUAUGUGCGCUCCUCAAACCCACCAACUGGCUCUGGACCUGCAGCUCACUGUCCUGGGCGGCAUCAUUAUCUGGGCGAUUCAAUCCGAGGUCUACCUGGCUGGAGCCGUCAUGCCCGCCCUGCAUUUGCUGUCGGGGUACUGGAGGUACACCACGUAUAGAGACCACCGUCUGACAUCGCUAGCGUAUCAGGGAGUAAGUGUGAGUCAACUGUAUCGGACGGGUACGUUGAGCUACACGUCCACCUUCGCUCGAUGUACUCCAUACCUAAUCGGCCUCAGCUUAGGAAUCAUGCUUAGAAAACCACAGAAAAUUGGUAAGUUCCUCCUGACUCUGGGCUGGCUGGUCUUUGCUGUGCUCUGGGGCGGCGUGCUCUGGGCGGGCGCGGACGCAGGCGAUCUACAGUACAGAUAUGACGUCACAUUUGCGGCGCAGUACGCGACGUUCGCUCCGCUCGCCGCCGGCCUGUCCUUCGCUUGGCUCAUCUACACCGUGCACAAUGGAUAUUUUAGUAUUCUUGCCAGUUUACUAAGUAGCCGACCGCUUCUCUUCAUAAGUCGAAUUUCUUACGGUCUCUACCUUACACAAUUUAUAGUGUUCCUAACUAACUCGGCGAUUGUGAAAACUUCCAGAGAAUUCACUAUUAUUUCCCUGUUUGAUAUUCACGAGAUAUCAACGAUACUCUCCAUAUCCAUUAUUCUGACUAUCCUUUUCAUAAUACCUCUUCAGUCGCUCCCACGAAUUUCAUUCACAUUUAAAAAAGAAGAUGAAAGUGAGAACCAAGAAGAAUCCGAGCCCGCAAGCGAGACAGAAGAAAAAGAGGAGGAAAGUAAACCUGAAGUGAACAACGUAAAAGAAGAAAGACAUACGAGAAACUCUUUCAUGGCUCACAGAGAAAUAUUAGAGGAGAUACCGGAGGCUGAUGUAGAAUACGAGGAGCAGAGAGACGUGAACGAAGGAUUAGAGGGAAUCGUCGAGGAGGAGGAGGAAGAUGUGGAAGAGGAAAUGAUGGAGAGGAUCGAGGAUGAGGAAUUAGAGGUGAUCGAGGAAGAAGAGGGUGGGGAGGACUAUUGGACGGAGAGAGAUGAGAGCCAUGGAUACUCGAGAUACAACCAAGACUCGGAGGAGUGGGAGUGGACUGACAGGAACGACGGUACCGGCCCCCAGAGAUACCGCUACACCAGAUAACGAAUGUGUUAUUUAUUCUAAAUAAAUCGAUAUUAUUUAUAA